Messenger RNA from Chiloscyllium plagiosum (whitespotted bambooshark), 392 nucleotides. RefSeq names its product histone H2B 1/2-like. Gene Ontology annotation, cellular component: nucleosome. Gene Ontology annotation, molecular function: DNA binding; protein heterodimerization activity; structural constituent of chromatin. Lineage: Eukaryota; Metazoa; Chordata; Chondrichthyes; Orectolobiformes; Hemiscylliidae. The record is from RefSeq and is a predicted model, not a curated record.
UUUUGUAAUUGAAAGCGAGCGGCGUCAUGGCGGAUGAGAAGAAAGCACAGCAAACCUCCAAGAAGGGCGCGAAGAAAAUCAUCAAGAAGACGUCAGCGAAGGGCGGCAAGAAGAGGAAAAGGACCAGGAAAGAAAGUUACUCCAUCUACAUCUACAAAGUGAUGAAGCAGGUCCACCCCGACACCGGCAUCUCCUCCAAGGCCAUGAGCAUCAUGAAUUCGUUCGUCAACGACAUUUUCGAGCGCAUCGCGGGGGAGGCUUCCCGCCUGGCCCAUUACAACAAGCGCAGCACCAUCAGCUCCCGGGAGAUCCAGAGGGGGGGGUGGGGUAAGAAACAGCCUCAAACAUCACAUACAGCCUCUUCCCUUGUCAGUAGAGAGACAGCAGAUUAA